Ceratotherium simum simum (southern white rhinoceros) is the source of this 1698-nucleotide messenger RNA. RefSeq names its product sialic acid-binding Ig-like lectin 5. Gene Ontology annotation, molecular function: sialic acid binding. The record is from RefSeq and is a predicted model, not a curated record. Gene Ontology annotation, biological process: cell adhesion. Gene Ontology annotation, cellular component: plasma membrane. Lineage: Eukaryota; Metazoa; Chordata; Mammalia; Perissodactyla; Rhinocerotidae.
AUGGUGCCCCUGCUGCUGCUGCCCCUGCUGUGGAGGGGGUCCGUGCAGCAGUAUCCAGGGUACCAGCUCCGAGGGCAGGAAUUGGUGAUCGUGCAGGAGGGUCUGUGCGUCCUCGUGCCCUGCUCCUUCUUCUACCCCCGGGAUGCGAGGUAUGGUGAACUCUACAUGUACUUGUUCCGUGAUGGGGACAACCUGCGCCGCCGUAGCCUUGUGGCCACAAACAACCCAAGGCAACAGGGGAAUACAGAGACUCAGGGCCGGUUCCGCUUCCUCGGGGACCCCAGGACCGACUACUGCUCCCUGAGCAUCAGAGACGCCAGGAGAAGUGACACAGGCGUCUACUCCUUGCAACUGCAGAGAGGACAUUAUGUGAACUACAAUUACAGAGAAAAGAAGCUGAAUUUGCAGGUGACAGACAUGACAGAGAAACCCGACAUCCACUUUCCGGAGCUUUUGGAAUCCGGCCGCCCCACAAAUCUGACCUGCAGCCUGCCAGGGUCCUGUGAUGGGGGAAGACCUCUCACGUUCUCCUGGGUGGGGGAUGCUUUUGACUCGCUGGACCCUGGGACCCUCCAGUCCCCGUGGCUCACCCUCACCCUGAGGCCCCAGGACCACGGCACCAACCUCACCUGUCGGGUGAAACUCCAAGGAGCUCAGGUGACCACGGAGAGAACCAUCCAGCUCAAUGUCUCCUAUGCUCCACAGAACCUCACCAUCCGCAUCUUCUCCAGAAAUGUCACAGAGCUGAAAAACUCAGGGAAUGGCUCAUGUCUCCAGGUCCUGGCAGGCGAAUCUUUGCCCCUGGUCUGUGUCGCCAAUAGCAACCCUCCAGCCACACUGAAAUGGGUCAAGGUGAAUGGGAACCUGAGCCCCUCUCAGGUCUCAAAGCCUGGGGUCCUUGAGUUGUCUCGAAUACAAAUGGAGCAUGAAGGCAAAUUCAUGUGCCAAGCUCAGAACACACUGGGGCACCAGCUCAUCUCUUUGAACCUCUGUGUGCACUACCCUCCACAGCUGCUGGGACCCUCCUGCUCCUGGGAGGAUGAGGGUCUGCACUGCAACUGCUCAUCCCGAGCUCAGCCAGCUGCCUCCCUGCACUGGUGGCUGGGGGAAGAAGUGGUGGAGGGGAACCACAGCAAUGCCUCCCUCACAGUCACUUCCAGCUCUGCGGGGCCCUGGGCCAACAGCUCCCUGAGUCUCAGCAGGGGGUUCAGCUCUGGCCUCAGAUUCAGCUGUGAGGCCAAGAAUGACCAUGGGGCCCAGAACAUCGCCAUCCUGCUGCUGCCAGGGAAAUCAGUAUCCCCGACAGGAGUGCUUCCUGCAGCUCUUGGAGGCGCUGGUGCCAUGGCCCUGCUGUCACUCUCUUUGUGCCUCAUCCUCUUUUGCAUAAUGAAAGCCCGCAGGAAGCAAGCAGCCAGGAAACGAGAGGGCGUGGAUGAUGAAGACCCUGUCAUGGGUACAGUCGCCUGGGGUUCCAAGAAACAGCCCCAAUCAGAUGGCCCCCCAGACCAAGCGUGCCCUGCUGAGGAUGCCCGUCCCUCAGUGGAGGAACAGGAGCUUCAUUACACCUCCAUCAGCUUUCACGAGAUGAAGUCGUGGGAGCCUCAGGACCAGGAUGCCACCAGCACCAACGAGUACUCCGAGAUCAGGGCAAGCAAAUGAGAACUCGCCCAGAGCUCGGUCCUGGAGGAGGAAUCACAG